Hibiscus syriacus is the source of this 2056-nucleotide messenger RNA. RefSeq names its product asparagine synthetase [glutamine-hydrolyzing]. Gene Ontology annotation, cellular component: cytosol. Lineage: Eukaryota; Viridiplantae; Streptophyta; Magnoliopsida; Malvales; Malvaceae. Bases 81 to 1832 code for a protein of 583 amino acids. The transcript is spliced from 12 exons. Gene Ontology annotation, molecular function: asparagine synthase (glutamine-hydrolyzing) activity. The record is from RefSeq and is a predicted model, not a curated record.
CUCUUCGUAAAUCAUCUUCUUAUUCUCCUUCCUUUCCCCUUAUAAUUUGUUGUUGAACAAAAACAAGUUUCUGAGAGAAAAUGUGUGGGAUUUUAGCCGUCUUGGGUUGUUCCGAUGAUUCUCAAGCGAAAAGGGUUCGAGUGCUGGAACUCUCCCGCAGGCUGAAGCACCGUGGUCCAGACUGGAGUGGGCUCCAUCAACAUGGCGACUGCUAUUUGGCUCAUCAGCGCCUCGCAAUCAUCGACCCUGCUUCCGGUGACCAACCUCUCUUCAAUGAAGACAAGAGUGUCGCCGUCACGGUGAAUGGAGAGAUUUACAACCAUGAAGAACUGAGGAAGAAGUUGACGAACCACAAGUUCAGGACAGGCAGUGACUGUGAUGUUAUAGCCCAUUUGUAUGAGGAGUACGGUGAAGGCUUUGUGGACAUGUUGGAUGGGAUCUUCUCAUUUGUGCUGUUGGAUACCCGUGACAAUAGCUAUAUUGUUGCUCGUGAUGCUAUUGGGGUCACCUCACUCUAUAUUGGCUGGGGACUUGAUGGUUCGGUUUGGAUUGCGUCGGAAAUGAAAGGAUUGAACGAUGAUUGUGAACAUUUCGAAAGCUUUCCUCCUGGUCAUUUGUACUCGAGCAAAUCGGCAGGUUUUAGGAGAUGGUAUAAUCCACCUUGGUUUUCAGAGGCAAUUCCCUCGGUUCCCUACGAUCCUCUUGUUCUUAGACGUGCAUUUGAAAAUGCUGUGAUCAAAAGGUUGAUGACUGAUGUGCCUUUUGGAGUUUUGCUAUCUGGAGGCCUGGAUUCAUCAUUGGUUGCUUCCAUCACAGCUAGGUAUUUGGCUGGUACCAAGGCUGCCAAACAGUGGGGAAGUCAGCUCCAUUCUUUCUGUGUUGGCCUAGAGGGUUCACCAGAUUUGAAGGCUGCAAGGGAGGUGGCAGACUAUUUGGGAACUGUUCAUCAUGAGUUUCACUUCAUCGUUCAAGAUGGAAUUGAUGCCAUUGAAGAUGUCAUUUACCACGUCGAAACCUAUGAUGUUACCACUAUCAGAGCAAGCGCUCCUAUGUUUCUAAUGUCACGGAAGAUUAAGUCAGUCGGAGUCAAAAUGGUUAUGUCCGGUGAAGGCUCCGAUGAGAUUUUCGGUGGAUAUUUAUACUUCCAUAAAGCGCCAAAUAAGGAGGAACUCCAUCAGGAAACAUGCCGCAAGAUCAAAGCCCUUCACCAGUAUGAUUGCCUGAGAGCUAACAAAGCAACGUCUGCAUGGGGAUUGGAGGCUCGAGUCCCUUUCUUAGACAAAGAAUUCAUCAACGUUGCCAUGUCUGUAGACCCUGAAUCAAAGAUGAUUAAAAAAGAUGAGGGACGUAUCGAGAAGUGGAUUCUUAGAAAAGCCUUUGAUGAUGAAAACCAUCCCUAUCUGCCAAAGCAUAUCUUGUACAGGCAGAAAGAACAAUUCAGUGAUGGUGUUGGUUAUAGUUGGAUCGAUGGUAUCAAAGCCCAUGCCGCUGAACAUGUGACUGAAAAGAUGAUGCUUAAUGCUUCCCACAUCUACCCUCACAACACACCAACCACAAAGGAAGCCUACUAUUAUCGGAUGAUUUUCGAGAGGUUCUUCCCUCAGAACUCGGCACGAUUGACAGUCCCUGGAGGAGCCAGUGUAGCAUGCAGCACAGCAAAGGCCGUCGAAUGGGACGCCACCUGGAAGAACAACCUCGACCCAUCAGGCAGGGCGGCACUGGGAGUCCAUGUCUCAGCUUAUGAUGCCGAGACACCUCUCAGCAACAAGCCAUCCAAGAUUAUUGAUUCGAUACCAACGAUGGAGAUUCCUGAAGUCGCCAUACACGGUUAGUGCCCGGAGAAUUGAAGCAAAAUGGCUGAAACUAGUGCCGUAUUAGAAUGCUAUGCCGUAUGCUAUAGGUGAUAUUUAAAAGUGUUAUUAUAUAUGUGUGUGUUAUAUCGUUUAAUCAUUAUUCUGUUGUUAUAUCAAGCUUUUGUUUAUGUAGUUCAAGUGUGUAAUCGAUAUUUUAUAGUGGAAGUUAAUUCUUUAAUGAGAAAUCAUCCCUUUUCUUUUUA